UCUGAAACGUCAUUCGUGUUUCAGAGCGCUUCUAAAGCGGUAGUAUUGUAGUACCUCCGUUUUAAAACUUGGUUAACUUUAUAUGCAAACAAAAUAUAAAUAUCGAAAUCGAAAAUAAAAAAAACUAAAUUGUAUUAACAAGUGGUUGAUGGGUGAUGUGAAUGAAAACGUUAUUUAAAUGAAUGUUUGUUUGAAAAAUCUAAACUAAUAAACGCAAAUGAUCGAAUUAAACAAAAAAUACCUAAAAAAUAAGGCCUUUAUGUGUUUCGCAAACUACAAAUAUUAGAACAAGUGUUUUCAAAUCAUAAAUUGGAAAAAUGUUUACUUUUGAACAAUACAAAAUUUAAAAAAAAAAAAUGACUUUAAACUGACUCAACCUAGUGUAAUUGCAAGAAAAAAAAACUUAAACUUAACUCAACGUUUAUAAUAAAGCACUCAACAAUUUUCACAAUAAUUUGCUGCAAACUAAAAACACAUAGAAAGGCAUUAGGAAAACACAUACAUAAACAAAACAAAAAAAGAAAAACGAACAUACUAUAGAGCCGACGAAUUUUAUAAUAUGCCCAUAAAAAAUUUCCUAAAUCGGUUUCAACCGAUACCACUGUAUAUCGUUCUGUUCCUAUCGAUAUGCUAUUUCAGUGUUCAGUUGAUAUUAAGUCAUCUCACACAUGCUCUCACCCUGCUUAUGGCCUCCUAUCACAUGCUGUGCAAUAUCCUUGCGUUGGCGGGCAGUAUAAUAACAAUAAGGCACAAUGAGUUACACAACAGCAAUGAAGAAAAAUGCUAUUCCGAAAUGGAGCUGCAUAAACAAAUUGUGGCAGUGGUCGAAAGGCCUACAACGGAUAAUGACAGCAAACUAGCAACUACCGGCGCCCUCACAACCACCAUCGUUCAAGUAGCCGAAGACGAAGCUCGAUUGACUACUGAGAGAAAAAGGCGCGAAAUGAAAACCAGAAAUACAUUUGGUUGGGCUCGCAUUGAAAUUCUUACCAUGCUGAUAGUUUGCAUUACCUUGGCGUCUCUCUCGUUUUCACUGCUGGUAGAGGCUUUGCAGACUUUGGUACACAUUGACCAUCAAGAUUCCAUGCAUUUGCCCAUACAUGUAAUGAUCUUGGGAGUUGUUGGUUUAUUGCUAAAUGGCUUCACAUACAUUCUAAUUGGUGGCUAUACCUUGCAUCAAGGAAAUUUUUUGCACAUCAAUCCCUUGGGUAAUGUUGUGUUGGAACCAUCCGGUAUUGCUAUAGAAAGUAAUGGAUUGUCAAAGGCUAGUGUAAACAGUGAUCAUCAAUUGAAGGAGGAUUUGAAAGCUGAAUUGGGCAAAGUGCAUUAUCAUACCCGAAGAGAGGGACCUGCGGAAUUCCUAAGAGAUGUUUCAAGUACAAUAUUUGUGAUUGUAUGUGCUGUAAUUGUUCAUUUUGCCAAGGAUAAAGAGCAUACGGCAAAAUUCAUUGAUCCAGUACUAUCGAUAUUUUCCUGUGUGUUGGUGGUGGCCUUGAGUUAUCCAUAUAUGAAAGAAGCCUGUAUGAUCUUACUACAGACAAUUCCUGGCAACAUUGAUAUGGACAAUUUCGAGAGCAAUCUUGUGACUAAAUUCCCCCAAAUUGUCAGCUAUCAUGAUCUUCAUAUAUGGCAAUUAUCUUCACACAGUUACAUCGCUACAAUACACAUAAUUUUUAAAAGUCAUAAAUUCUAUGAGAAGACUGUCGAAGAUUUGCGUUCCUAUUUUCAAGAUCAUAGAAUAGCCUAUAUUACCAUACAGCCUGAAUUUCAGACAGAAGGUAUAGAAGGUGCAACCACUGCAUCGACGGAAUGUCUAAUACAAUGUCAGAAUCCCGAUUGCGCAGAUAAAGUAUGUUGUAAAGAUUCACUAACCGAUUUACGAGAGAUUAGUGUAACCCCAAAUGGUGAUAUGGCCCAUGGCAAAAAAUCUAAAAAGUAUCAACACCAUCACAAUGGUCAUGGUCACGGGCAUGGCCAUGCUCAUGGUCAUAGCCAUAAACAUAAGCAUCAAAGUCAUAAACAUGGUAAGGGAGGCAAAUGUAAAAAAUCCCUAAACGAUAUCAGAUAUACAGAUGUUACGAAUAAACCAAAAAUGGAAAUGCCCGAAGAAACAGAACCAAAGACUCAGCAAAGGGCAACGGCAAACGUGGAAGUUCCUAUAGAUGAUAUAAGACAGUUAAAAGCAGAAAUAAAACUAGAAGGGGGAAAUCAAAAUGAAAAUGCAAAGGAACCUACAAAUGACAAAGAAUUAUUACAAAAUCCAAAUACUAGAACUAAGACUGAAGCUUCCAUUAAUAGUGAUGCCAUAAAGGCCAGUGAAACUACAGAUGUAUCCAGAACUUACUGCAAUGGAGACAAUGAAUUCGAGGCUAGUUGUACAAAAUGUUGAUAACUUGAAAACACACACACACGCAUUCAAAUACUCGGUGGAAUUUAACCUUUCAUAUGGAAUUGCACUGUAGUUGUAACUGCAUAACAGGGAUUUGCUAGUUUUCCAUAAAAAGGAUUUUAAUAUUAUGUAUUUUUUACACACAUGCAUAUUUACAAGGACGUACCAUAUCUAAUAGAUUUAGUAAAAAAUAAAAAUAAAUAAUUGUUUGCAUUAGAAUAUGUUUUUAAUUAAGCUUUAGUCCCUUACAUAUAUUUUUACAAAGUCCAUUUCGUAUUGGCCGAUACUGUCAUAGAAGUAUCUUCUAUUACACUUAGACCUUAAGCAUUUGAAAAGCCAAAUUGUUAAUGAAAACAAAAAGUUGUGACUAGUUUUGUAAGUUUCAUACAUGUGCUAUUAUAAACAGAUUAUAUUUUAAGUCAAUGUUAUAUUUUAAGAUUUAGUUUUUUCUUAAAUAAAUGUUAAAAUUAUAGAGCAUUUAGAAAA
Messenger RNA from Stomoxys calcitrans (stable fly), 2875 nucleotides. It is a transcript of the gene ZnT77C, whose product is annotated as calcium/manganese antiporter SLC30A10. The transcript has 4 exons. The record is from RefSeq and is a predicted model, not a curated record. NCBI's taxonomy places the organism in Eukaryota, Metazoa, Arthropoda, Insecta, Diptera, Muscidae. Gene Ontology annotation, molecular function: zinc ion transmembrane transporter activity. Gene Ontology annotation, cellular component: membrane. Gene Ontology annotation, biological process: zinc ion transmembrane transport; detoxification of zinc ion; intracellular zinc ion homeostasis. Bases 560 to 2389 code for a protein of 609 amino acids.